GAAAAGGAAUACAACAUGUGGGGUUCCAACCAUGAUGAUGUAAAUAUGGCGUCAGAUGAGCGUAACGAUUCUCGAAACGAUCGUGACGUCCGACCCAUACUAGCCGACGAACAGCCUCAUGGGCCUAUCCAAUGUCCCGGACCUCCUGAAAUCAUCAAAAACACUGUAUCUUCAUGGCCAGAAUCACCCAACAGUACUUCGUUUGAACCAAUUCGAAAUGCUUCAAGUAUUUGCCAAUCCCCACCGCAGGAGCAUAGCAUAACGGACAUUCGUCCAAAUCAGGCAUCUCCCCACUCGACAACUAUUGACUAUGGACAUUUGGCAUCAUUUACAAAUCCUUCAAGUCAAAUUCCGGCUGCUCUUUUCCAGACUCCCCAAAAACCACCUGACCAUAUCUCGGGCUACUCGCCACAUGAUUCACAGGGGUCUUUCUCUGGUAUAAGACUAGGGGAACCAAACCAACGUAUGAUGCAGGGAGAUUUCAACGGGAAUCCAAGCUAUCAAUGUCCUGGCGGCAACAUUGGAUGGGCUCAACCACAGCCUCCUCCUGGGUUUCAUGGACCAAUGCAACCUAUACAAACCUUCCCAGCUGCACAAGCGUUGCCAACGAGUAGCUCACAACCAGAUAUGAUACAAGAGAUGAUGGAACUGAUGAAAUCACAGGCGGAGAGACAGAAAGAACAGGACGAGAAACAACAGGAGCUUCUCAAACAAAUUGAAG
Molecule: messenger RNA, 721 nt
Organism: Owenia fusiformis
Lineage: Eukaryota; Metazoa; Annelida; Polychaeta; Sabellida; Oweniidae
Source: the annotation of a GenBank genome assembly